Trypanosoma grayi is the source of this 471-nucleotide messenger RNA. RefSeq lists its product as hypothetical. The transcript has a single exon. The coding region runs from base 1 to 471 and encodes 156 amino acids. Lineage: Eukaryota; Euglenozoa; Kinetoplastea; Trypanosomatida; Trypanosomatidae. The record is from RefSeq and is a predicted model, not a curated record.
AUGCCGGUGCUGCAGUGCUGCGGGGCAGCGGGGUAUCGCGUGGCGCUGCCUGUGUACGGCGCCCGCGCCCCUCCCGACAAGCAUGGCGCCCCCUCUGCCCGCACACUUCACGGCAUCGGCCUUGAUGUUUCCCCCGUUGCCCACCACGGCGUCUGCCGCAGGGGCCGGGCAGCGGACGAGGGAGGGGCGCUGGUGCAGCACUUUCCGCCGCUGCGUUUGGAAGGCGUCACGAUGAGAGGCGUUGUUGCGUUAUCGGUCGGGACGGUGGUGUGGGGGACGUGGGUCUCGCGCGCGUCGGUGCGCCAACUCACAGUUUGGGGAGGGGGUAAUUCUCUCUCCUGUGCGUGGGCGUUUGUGUGUGCUUGUGUAUUGCGAAGUGGUUCCACUGCAUGUCUGCCAUACUACUUGUUGCUGCAUUCGUUCUGUUUCUUUUACAAGUCCGCAUACGCACUGCUAAGUAAUACACUCUAA